Messenger RNA from Penicillium odoratum, 1653 nucleotides. RefSeq names its product aromatic amino acid and leucine permease. Gene Ontology annotation, biological process: amino acid transmembrane transport. The coding region runs from base 1 to 1653 and encodes 550 amino acids. Gene Ontology annotation, cellular component: membrane. The transcript has a single exon. The record is from RefSeq and is a predicted model, not a curated record. Gene Ontology annotation, molecular function: amino acid transmembrane transporter activity. NCBI's taxonomy places the organism in Eukaryota, Fungi, Ascomycota, Eurotiomycetes, Eurotiales, Aspergillaceae.
AUGUCCUCUGAAGACUUACCUGACAGAAUGGAUAUCACUACAACAGAAAAGAAAUAUGUCUACGCCGAAAUGCAGAAAGAGGGGGAUGUGGAGAAUGCUGCGGGACAACUGGAGGAGAUCACCGUCUUCAAACAGGGUCUUCAUCAGCGACAUAUUCAGAUGAUUGCCCUCGCAGGCACGGUUGGAACUGGUCUUUUUCUCAGUUCUGGCCGAGCUAUCGCAGAGGCUGGACCUCUGGGUGCGUUUCUCGGAUACUCCAUCAUUGGUUUAAUGGUGUCGAGUGUUGUCUUUGGAGUCGGUGAAAUGGGUGCCCUCGUGCCUCUCAAUGGUGGUGUCAUUCGUUACGCCGAGAUCUUUUGUGAUCCUGCUCUGGCCUUUGCUAAUGGCUGGAACCAAGUCUACUCUUACAUUGUCUCCAUCCCCGCCGAGCUGGUCGCCGCUGCCGUGAUUGUCGAGUUCUGGAUUACUAUUAGCCCUGCCAUCUGGGUCACCAUCUUUGGCGUGUUGAUGAUUAUCACCGCUCUCCUAUUUGUGCGCGUAUAUGGCGAGCUGGAGUUUGGAUUCUCCAUUCUCAAAAUUAUGCUGAUCAUCGGAAUCAACAUCAUGGCUUUGGUGAUAACAUGUGGAGGGGCGCCCAAUCACAAGGCUAUUGGUUUCGAAUACUGGAAGAGCCCUUAUGGUCCAUUUGUUCAGUAUCUAGGAAUCGGGGGAUCCCUAGGUCGAUUCCUGGGUUUCUGGACAGUAUUCAAUAAUGCUCUCUACGCAUACUCGGGCAUUGAGAACAUUACUGUCGCUGCUGCCGAGACUAUGAACCCCCGACGAGCAAUCCCCAUGGCGGCCCGCCGUAUCUUCAUCCGAAUCAUACUCUUUUACGUCGUCACGAUCUUUAUGGUCGGUCUUGUCGUAUCUUCCACCGAUCCAAGCCUCCUGGAUUCCACCGGCACAGCCUCCGAGUCACCUUUCGUCAUUGCCGCGCGCAGUGCAGGAAUCAAAGUCAUCCCCUCGAUCAUCAAUGCCAUCGUCCUCACCUCCGCCUGGUCCUCGGGUAAUUCCAACAUGCUCGGCGGUUCCCGUAUCCUUUACGGCAUGGCAAAGCAAGGCCACGCGCCUGCAAUCUUCAAGCGCAUCAAUCGAUUUACGAUUCCCUACGUCGCGGUCUCCCUCUACGCCGUCUUCAUGGCCCUGGGAUACAUGACAUUAUCAAGCUCCGCCAGCACGGUGUUCACCUGGCUCCAGGAUCUUGUCUCCAUCUCGACAAUUGUGAACUGGGUUUGCAUUCUCGUCGUUUAUCUGCGAUUCCUCUACGGGUGCAAGAAACAGGGCAUUGAUCGCCACAGGGAACUUCCAUGGGCAGCCCCUUUCCAGCCUUAUACUACCUGGGUCUCUUUGGUCGUUUUCAUUCUUCUUUUCUUCACUGGAGGGUAUACUACUUUCAUGAAGGGGCGCUGGAGUACCGAGACGUUUAUCUCCUGCUACUUCAAUCUGCCCUUCAUCGUGAUUGUCUACUUUUCCUAUAAGUUCUGGAUGAAGACUAAGAUCAUCCCGCUGGCGGAGAUUCCUAUUAGGCCGUUUAUUGAGCAGUACCAGAAUAACCCGGAGCCUGAACCGGAACCGAAACGGGGACUUCAAAGACUCAAUAUUUUAUGGUCAUGA